AUGUACCAUGAAAUGGCCCAGAGGAUGUACCUGGCAGGCAUCCAUGUACGUCAGCCAGCCCACACCAUUCUGAGGGAGCAGCUACUUCAAAGCGGCUCGCCCCGCCCCGCCGUCCUCCGCGGCACCCGGACACACACCCGACGGAGCCUGGCAUGCCGGGCGCGCGCCCGGCGCGUGGUGGGCGGCCUGUGGGCGGCCGCCGUGCUCUGCGCGCUGCCCAACACCAGCCUGCACGGCCUGCGCGAGCUGCACGUGCCCGGCCGCGGCGCGGUGCCCCACACGGCCAUCUGCACACUGGUGCGGCCGCGGCGCCUCUACAACGCCGUGGUGCAGGCCACGGCCCUGCUCUUCUUCGGCCUCCCCAUGGCGCUGCUCAGCACCCUCUACCUGCUCAUCGGCCUGCGGCUGCGCAGGGAGCGGCGCCUCUGGGCCGGGGGCAGCCCCGCCAGGCGGCCCGUCACCAAGAUGCUGUUCGUGCUGGUCGUGGUGUUCGGGGUCUGCUGGGCCCCCUUCCACGUGGACCGCCUCAUGUGGAGCUGCGUGUCCCACUGGACGGAGGAGCUGCUGCAGGCCUUCGAGUACGUGCACGUGGCGUCGGGCGUCUUCUUCUACCUGAGCUCCGCCGCCAACCCCGUGCUCUACAGCCUCCUGUCCAGCCGCUUCCGAGAGGCCUUCCGCCAGGCCCUGGGCAUCCCCGGGGGGAGGCAGCCCCGGGCUGGGCUGCCUCUGCUUCCUCAUCAGCCCCAGGCCCACCCCUGA
Gracilinanus agilis (Agile Gracile Mouse Opossum) is the source of this 759-nucleotide messenger RNA. RefSeq names its product neuromedin U receptor 1 (gene NMUR1). Gene Ontology annotation, molecular function: neuromedin U receptor activity. Gene Ontology annotation, biological process: G protein-coupled receptor signaling pathway. Gene Ontology annotation, cellular component: plasma membrane. Lineage: Eukaryota; Metazoa; Chordata; Mammalia; Didelphimorphia; Didelphidae. Bases 1 to 759 code for a protein of 252 amino acids. The record is from RefSeq and is a predicted model, not a curated record. The transcript has 4 exons.